CGAACCCCAACGAACCAUGCACAGUAGCAGUUCCUAUCUUCCCAUGUUUGAUCACACGCAAUGUGUUGUGCGCUCCUCAUUGCUGGAAAAACUCGGGCGCACCUUGCCAGUCAAAGGCCGUCAUCGGAAAACCGUGAUUGUGCAUGCGAACUCGAAUGUGCGUCGUAAUCCCAACAUCGCAAAACUACAGGCUGGCUACCUCUUCCCGGAGAUCAACCGCAUUAAAAUGAAACACCUGGAAGAAAACCCAGAUGCGAAGAUCAUUUCACUUGGAAUAGGCGACACCACUGAGCCAAUCCCGCAGCCCAUCACAAAAGCCAUGGCAGCCGCCGCCGAGAAUCUCGGAACAUUAGAUGGAUACGCACAGUAUGGCGGCUAUGGCGCCGAACAGGGUCAGACCCUCUUACGAGAGAAGCUUGCCGAGCGCUUCUAUGCUGAAGUGAACAUCCAGGCUAGCGACAUAUUUGUUUCUGACGGCUCCAAGUGCGAUAUCUCGCGCCUCCAGAUGAUGUUUGGCAGCAAUCGUAGAGUGGCGGUACAAGAUCCAUCGUAUCCUGCCUACGUUGAUUCAUCAGUGAUGAUCGGAAACACCGAGAUGUACGAUCAUGCAUCGAAGCAGUACGGCAAAAUCGUGUAUCUGGCCUGUAGUUCAGAGAAUGACUUCUUCCCGAAUUUAGGCCUUGCCAAGGAUGCAGAGCUCAUAUUUUUCUGCUCCCCGAACAACCCUACCGGCGCUGCCGCUACAAGAGAUCAACUCAUCGAACUCGUGAGACAUGCCAAGGAAACGGGAUCCAUUAUUAUAUAUGAUGCCGCGUACGCCAUUUAUAUUUCAAAUCCAAACUGCCCAAAAACCAUAUUUGAAAUCCCGGGGGCUGAUGAAUGCUGCAUUGAGACUUGUUCUUUUUCUAAGUACGCGGGUUUUACAGGCCUGCGCCUUGGUUGGACAGUCGUUCCUGAUAAACUUAAAUUUGCAGACGGAAGUCUGGUGAAGAACGAUUGGAACCGCCUGAUGUGCACCUCAUUUAAUGGGGCGUCGAACAUAGCACAAGCUGGCGGAAUGGCAUGCCUCUCUGACGAAGGCAUGAAUGCAAUGUCCGAACUUGUAUCGUUUUACAAAGAGAAUGCGACAAUCCUCAAGAAUACUUUCGAAGAGAUGGGUUACGCUGUAUAUGGCGGCACCGACGCACCUUACGUUUGGGUGUCCUUUGAUGGCCGCGACUCCUGGGAGGUUUUCACUGAAGUGCUCACCAAGUGUGACAUCGUCGUCACCCCAGGCAGCGGUUUCGGGCCUGCGGGUGAUGGUUUCAUUCGCUGCUCUGCCUUCGGCCACAGAGAAAAUAUCCUCGAGGCUGCACAGAGACUUAAAGAGUCUUUUUCAAGGUCCUGAAGACCGUUUUCCACACCUCCAAACAGAGAGUGAAUUUCAUACCUUCGAAGGUACCUUGGCACUUGGCAUUUCAUGCGUUCGGCAACGACUAAUAAUAUUACAAUAUUACAACAAAUAAAAGA
This is a messenger RNA of Micromonas commoda, 1509 nucleotides long. RefSeq names its product aminotransferase. The transcript is spliced from 2 exons. NCBI's taxonomy places the organism in Eukaryota, Viridiplantae, Chlorophyta, Mamiellophyceae, Mamiellales, Mamiellaceae. The coding region runs from base 44 to 1387 and encodes 447 amino acids. Gene Ontology annotation, molecular function: L,L-diaminopimelate:2-oxoglutarate transaminase activity; pyridoxal phosphate binding. The record is from RefSeq and is a predicted model, not a curated record. Gene Ontology annotation, cellular component: chloroplast.